Molecule: messenger RNA, 3766 nt
Organism: Cheilinus undulatus (humphead wrasse)
Lineage: Eukaryota; Metazoa; Chordata; Actinopteri; Labriformes; Labridae
Product: zinc finger protein OZF-like
Exons: 2
Coding region: 101-1294 (397 amino acids)
Source: RefSeq, a predicted model, not a curated record
GGAAGUAAACAGGAGAAGCUGUUUGAACGAAUUUGCAGCCACAUUAAGUAUUUUCUGUUGUCGUAACUCAGCUUUUUCGUUUUUUGAUAAAUAAAAAAACAUGUGUUCAGCGGAGAAUUUGAGAGGCUUUGUCGUCGAGCGGCUAACUGCUGCUGCUGAAGACAUUUUUGGAGUUUUUCAGAGAACUAUCGUCGAGUACGAGGCAGAGAUCGAUCGACAGCGCAGACUGCUGGAUACUGUUUUGAAACCUCACAUCAACUUACACAGAAUGGAUGUACCACAGCAAAAUGAGAGUAAAGAGGAGGAGGUGUUUGACCAGCAGCUCUGUUACCAGGAGAGGAACUUCAGUCUGCACCAAGAGGAGCCAGAGCCUCCACAGAUUAAGGAGGAGCAGGAGGGAGUAGAGCUCAUAGUGAAGCAGGAGACUGAAACAUUCAUGUUAAUUCCUAAACAACAAAAUGAACAGUACUUCCUCCCUCACAACUUCCAUGUCACUACAAAUCAAGAUCCCCAAAAAAGCAAGCAUGAUGACUUAGAUUCAAGAGGAACAUCAGCACCAACAAGAAUUGAGAAAACUAAAACAUCAGAGACUGAUUGUUAUCCUCACCAGAGUCAAAAGUCUUUCAAAUGUGAUACAUGUGGUGAAGAAGUUAAGAGCAAGUCAGCAUUACAGACACAUAAGCGUGUCCACAGUGGUAAGGAGACGCAUUCAUGCCAGUUUUGUGGAAAAAUGUUUAGCUACAAAUCUGAUUUGAUUAAACAUGCAAGAACCCACACAGGCGAGAGGCCAUAUUCAUGCAUUACUUGUGGAAAAAGUUUCAGUUUUAGCCAUGUAUUGAAGGACCACAUGAGAACACACACCAGUGAGAGGCCUUUCUCCUGCAGAACAUGUGGAAAAAGAUUCAUUCUGAAGGCACAUUUGAAAAAUCAUUAUAUAGUCCAUACACAUGAAAAGCCAUUUGCAUGUGAAACAUGUGGGAACACUUUCAGAGAUAAAACUGUGUUUAAACGUCACAUGAGAGUACACACAGGUGAAAAGCCGUACUCCUGUGCUGUCUGUGGGAAAACAUUUACCAACAAAAGUAAUUUGGAUAAGCACAAACGAGUUCAUACAGGUGAAAGACCGUUUUCUUGCAAAGAAUGUGACAGGUCUUUUAUCCACAGUAGUGCCUUAACAGAUCACAUUAGAAGAGCUCACACAGGUGAGCGUCCAUACCUUUGCAAAACCUGUGGGAAACGAUUCGUUAGCUCAUCUAAUCGUUCACAACACAUGAAAUCCUGUGCACACAAGUAACCAUGUGUACACACUUGUUGGAGAUUGAGUUUAAGUGAUAGAUUAAUCUCUGUUAAUAAGCCUAAAACAGUUUUCCUUUGAAGGAGGUUCACAGUGCCUUAGUCCCAUUCAGAUGUCUGAAGAUGCAUCCAUCUCUAACAUUUUUGCACUAGUCAACCUUUACGGCCUCUUUGUCCCUUGCUGCUUUUUGCUUUUUAUUUUUCUGCAUUUAUGUCCUGUUGAAUGUAAAAAGCCGUUAUUAAUCUCCAAUUUUCUCUAAGGGACGACCUAUCUGUCUUUGAUUUAAAAAAAAAACUACAUCCUGUCACACAGCACAUAAACUCUUGUUGCUCAGUGUUUUCAUCAGAUUGACUUUGAGGUUAAGAAAAUGUGAUACAACUGAAGCUGUGGUUGAGCUUACUUGGAAAUAUUUGAUAAGGAGGGACAUGCUGAUGGUUUGGUUGAUAUUUGUCCUUCCCAGAAAUCAAAUGACAGCAUGAUGAUUUGAUCAAAUUAAAACUGUUACUUAUAUAACUAAAUAUUUUCUCUGUACCUGAUGAAACACAGUUGACCAACACCAGCAGAAGACAUGACCCCAUGGACAGAUUAACAGUGAUUAUAACUGACUUUUCUGCUCUAAAAAUCUCUCUGUUUUGGGGAUUAAGCUGAAUGUUAGCAUAAACCUUAUUCUACCCAAGAGCCAUGUGUCUUAAAAUACUUCAGCGAGAGCCACAAUCCAAAACUGGGGAUGUAAGGUAGAUCCAUAGAUCAACUGAUCCAUAGCUGAAAAAAAAAUGAAACAGUGAAUUGUUGGAUUAUUGUGUAAUUAAAUAGGCCACAUAAGAGUUAACAAUGUCAUUUCAACCAUUAUUCACUCCGACCAGGUCGGUUUUGUUAAAGUUAGGACCUCUUCAGAUAGUCUUAGGCGUCUUUUGUACCUAAUCUGGAAAACCAAGGACCUAAAUAUCCCAAAUGCUGCGCUUUCCUUAGAUGCAGAUAAAGCGUUUGACCAGGUUUGCUGGGGCUAUUUACAUUUCUCUCUCAAAGAAUUUUGAUUUGGAACCUUAUUUCAAAUCUCAAGUCUAUUGUAACAUCUAAUGGUUUAAGAUCAAACGCUUUCCCGGUAGGACGUGGAACAAAACAAGGUGACCUACUUUCACCACUCCUUUUCAUUAUUGAUCUGGAACCUCUUGCAGAGGCUAUAAGACUUAAUAAUGCAAUAAAAGGGAAUUGAAAUUGGGGAGCAAGAACACAAAAUAUCAAUUUUUGCAGAUGACAUUUUGGUCCUGAUGUCAGACUCAAAUGGGUCUGUUCCCCCUCUAUUGAACCUAGUGGACUUAUUCUCAGGCAUAUCGGGGUAUAAAAUAAACUGGACCAAGUGUGAGGUGAUGCCCUUAUCCAAGUCUUGCUUCAGAUCUCUUUUUCAAAACUAGAACUUCCUGUGGGUCACCAAAACCUUAAGUAUUUGGGUAUGCUUUUAAACCCGGGGGUGGAAAAUAUUAUCUCUGAUAACUUUGACUCAGCCUGAAUAAGAUACAACUCCUAAUAAAGGGAUGGGACAAACUACAAAUUUCAUUAUGGGGAAGAGUUCAAGUAACAAAAAUGGUAAUAGCACCUAAACUAAAAUACCUAAACUAACAAAAUUCAAAAGAGAUCAAUCUGACUACAAAGAAGACAAAGUUUACACAUGGAAGCAAAGAACCAACCACAAAACCCAGCCACAAAGGAGGAGAACAGUAUCCUUUCAACUACCAAGCAGCGAUGAAGACCAUUCAGAGAUGGACGACUCCUCUGUAACCAAUUUUUUAGGAUCAAGACCAAAGAGAGACAACAGAACCAGACGACGACAAGGCGGAAGACCAGAAGAGGCAGAGGCAAGUCAACAAAAAGCCCAAAGUCAAGGCAGAUACACCAGGAGCAAGACAAGAAUGAACAAGUGAUUAACAUCUCAGGUGUUCCACUCACACACAAUCAUGUCUCCGUGCUGUCUAAAGGCCUAACUUUUGCCCCCACAAACACAACCAAAGAAUUUCAAACCAAGGUGGAUUUGUUCAAAUUUUAUCGCAAUCUUCAGCUGAAAGUUUGGUACAGCACUAAUCCGAAUCAAGCUGCCUCUCGCUCUCAUUUUCAGACAGAACCUACACAAACAUUUUUUAAGCCUAAGUCCACCUUUAUCCCUACCACAUUCCACCCUACUUUGAACACCUUUUACAAAAAAGUUACAUAUGAAGUGGACAAACUGUUUGCCUCAAAGACUAAAAGAGAAAGGAACCUGUCAAAAGAAGAAAAUGAGGCACUAAAAUGGCUUUCAACUAAUGAUGACAUCAUAAUCAAGAGAGCAGACAAAGGAGGAGCUGUGGUGGUGUGGGGCAGAGACCAGUAUGUCACAGAGGCCUUGAGACAGCUGAACAACAGUGAGUACUACCAGCCUUUAAUGUCUAAUCCAACAGAACAAAUAAAGACUGAACUUAAAGAAAUGCUCUUACAUGCAAA